Messenger RNA from Camelina sativa (false flax), 744 nucleotides. Lineage: Eukaryota; Viridiplantae; Streptophyta; Magnoliopsida; Brassicales; Brassicaceae. The record is from RefSeq and is a predicted model, not a curated record.
ACGAUUCUUCAUAAGGAAGUAAGUGAAGAAGAGGAUGACGUGGACAGAGAUAAAGAAGAGAGCAAAUACUUGGAACGAGAAAGAGACUUGGCGGUUAAGGAAUCAACUUAAAAGAGUCGUGAAGCUCUUCUUCUUCGUUAUGCUUAUUGUUGUUGAAUGUUCUAGCGAUGUGCUAGUGAGAGAGUGAUGUGCUCUCUAAUGGUUAGUGUGAGAGUGAUGUGCUCUCGUCUCUGAUCUUUGUUAGGUGAAGAGCUUGUGAUGUGCUUGCCUUCGUCUAUGGUGUGUUAGUGUUUGGGUUAUCAAUAAAGAGUUAGUUAUAGAGGUUACGAUAUCACAAAACUUACAUUGGUGCAGUGAAACUGAGAUCGGAGCUUCAACGCGACGGCGAUGGCGGAGUAUGAGGCGAGUUUGAAGUUCUUAGACGGUGAGCAUCAGCGUUUGCGGCAGACGUCGGCGGAACAUGAGCCGAUGUUCGAUUCGUUGGAUUUGACAUUGAAAAAGAUAAAGCAAACUUUAUCGGCGUUGUCGAAUCACCUUGAGAAACGUCCGAUGCAACCGGAGUCUUCGCAUCAAGCUUUACAGCUUCCGAUCUUCAUCGGAGGUGAUCCAAAACAGUGGAUCGCAAGGAUUGAAGCUCAAUUUGUUGGUGGUGAGUGUUCAGAGAAGGAGAAGUUGGCGUUCGUUUCCAAUUUUCUCGGCGGCCAAGCAAAAUCUUGGUUCCACAAGGAACAAUCCUGGAUUCCU